AUGCUCGUGGAGGACGAGGACCUCAUCUUGGCCCAGCUCGAGGCCUCCGACGACGUCGAGGACCACUUCGCGCGCGCCGAGAGCGCGGUGCUCGAGCUGCUCCGCUACGACCGCUCGUUUCGCGACGCGAGCCCCCCGGACCGCAACAGGGCCGAGCUCGUCGUGGGCCGCCUCUUCCAGUCGACGGCCUGGAGCGAGCACGACGAGCGCAGGCGCGUCGCCGACUUCGAGGCCCUCGACCACGACCUGCGCGCCGCCAUCGGGAUCGCCGUCCGGGACGCCUCCGCGCAGACGACCGCGGACGACGAGCGCGACGCCCUCGGGCUAGCCGCGGAGACGCUCGAGAGCCUGGCGGCCUUGAUGGCCGCGAAGAUCGUGACGACCUAUGCGUCCCUCGAGGCGCGGCUCCUCGAGAACGGCGACAGCGUAAUAUGGAUGAACUACUUCGGCCUCACGAUGCGCGACAUCCUCCUGUGCAUCAGCGAGGAGAACGAGUCGACGGAGGCCGACAUGCACGUGCGCGAGCGGCGCACGGGCGGGCGCGGCAUGGUGCUGAGGUUCUGGCGCCACCACAACGGCCACGUCUGGGCCGAGGUGCGCUUCAUCAACGGCGACACGCUGACGGUGCGGUCGACGAACCUCGAGCGCGUGUCGCUCAGCGACGACGAGGUCGAGGCCCUGUCCAAGUUCGAGGCGCUGCCCGCGGACCCCCUGGAGCUCCUGCAGCGCACCAUCGACCGGAGCGUGCGCGUCACGGCCGACGACGGCGUCGAGCUCACGAACGAGUUCGACGAGGUGCUCCAGGCCGACGGCACCGCGCUCACCGCCGACGACCUCUCCGUGAACCGCCGCGGCGACGGCCGCGUCGUGCCCGAGGGCGGAAUCGACGAGGAGGCGGCCCUCGAGGCGUCGACGAGGGCGCGCGCGGGCCGCGCGACGACGCGGACGCGGCAGCUCGUCUGCCGCGCGUGCGACGACGACCCGGCGAGCGCGGUCGUGACGUGCGACAUCUGCGUGCGCCGCGCGCGGGGGAGCCGCGCCGAGUGGCGCGUGUCCCUCAACUCCAACGGCGUCCUCGACAACGGCGUGCUCCACAAGAUGCGGAGCCACUGCGGCCAGUUCGCGUCCGUCCGCCACGCGUCGACGCUGGAGCACUGCGUCGCGCUCGGCCGCCUCUCCGGCCGCGUCUUCUCGACGCGCGCGGCGACGACGGGCAAGGGCGCGGCCCGCGACGCGCGGGGCUCGGCGCUCGCCGCGCGGGGGCCCCGGGGCAAGCGGCCCGCGGCGCGCGCGGCCGGCGCGGCGCCGGAGAAGCGGCCCCGCGCGUCGCUCGCGAAAAAGGACGACGGGCCCCGGCUCCAGAUCUUCGACGUCAACACGGGCCGCUACGUCGACGUGAAGAAGGACGCGGGCCGCGGCAUCCGCUACCACCGGCUCCGCCACCGGCUCCGGGGCAUCCUCGAGGCGCACGGCGCCGCCGCCGCGCCGGCCGCCGACGCGUCGGACCCCGAGCCCGCGCCCAAGUCGACGGCGGACAAGUGCUUCGAGCUCGCGGCGCUGCUCCUCGAGGGCGGCUUCGUCGGCAAGCUGCCCGUCGCGCGCGCGGCGGACGUGCGCGCGCUCAGCGACGCGCGGCGCGCGCUCGAGGCGCGGCCGGACCUCGAGGACGUCGUCCUCCGCGACGACGAGGCGGACCCGGAGGAGCCCGCGGCGGCCGCGGCGGCCGCGGCCGCGCGCGCGGCGGCCGCGGACGUCACGGCGUCGCGGCGCCGCGAGCGCAUGGCGCUGCUGCUCGUCGCGCACCAGCUCUGGACGCCGUCGCGGACGCGGCGCUUCGUCGGCGGCGUCGCGCCGGACGCCGACGACGACGCGAGGCGCGACCGCGAGGGCGCCGAGGCCGCGAGCCGCGACGCCAUGGACGUCGAGGCCUUUUGCGCCGCGGACGCGGCGGGCCGCGCGCUCGACGGCGCGAACGUCGGCGCGUGGCGGGCCGCGCUCGAGGCCGGCGGCUUCGAGCCGGGCCUGCGCGUCGAGGGCCCGGCGAUCCGCGAGCCCGCGCCGCCGCCGCGGAAGCUCGGCGCCGAGGCGCCGUCGGCGUCGGCCGCGCGGUGCCGCCGCGCGGUCGCGUCCGCGCGGCUCUCGGGCGCGCUCGAGCCCCAGCGCGAGGCCGCCAUGGAGAACGACGUCUUCACGGGCCGCCACCGCACGCGGACGACGCCCGACGCCGUCCUCGACGCGGGCUGGACGCGGCACUGGGACGUCGUCACGGACGUCGCCGGCGCGUUCGCCCGGGCCUUUGGCGCCGCGACGGACGGCUUCGUCGACGACGGCGUCUGCGAGGCGCUGCUCAAGGAGGCGCGGCGGCUGCCGGACGUGGGGGCCUACAUCGGCGCGCACCUCGUGCGGAGCCUGCUCGCCGUCUUCGACCUGAAGAUCCCGCUCGUCGAGUGGGGCGCGUUCACCAUGUCCGACGACUCCGUGGGCCAGAUGGUCAAGCUGCUCGGCGACGACGCGCGGACGCCCGUGGCGCUCCUCGCGGCGCUCCGCAAGCGCCUCGACCCGGCGCGCGCGCCCUUCUUCUUCGAGGGCGGCGGCGCCGGCGACGGCGGCGCCGCGGCGCCGGCGGCCGCGGGCCGCUGCGACGCGGGCGCGCUCGCGCUGCUCCUCUGCGAGGUCCACUCGUGCUGGGCGCUGAUCACGCGCCACAGCGUCCACCACGCGCAGUGGGCCUUCGAGCGCGUCGUCGGGACGCUCCGCGACACGCCCGCGGGCUGGGCCGACGCAGUCCGCGAGGUGCUCCUCGACGAGUACCACCAGCCCUUCGACGACGCCGUCGUCUACCACCCGGCGCACAAGCUCGUGCUCAUCUCCAUGGUCGCCAAGGGCCUCCACGACGUCAACGUGCUCAAGCUCCCGCCGCCGGCGACGUACGCGGCGCGGCCCGACUUCCGCGUGCUCGCGCCGGGCGACGACGACGCGCCGGCGCGGUCCGACGCGUCCGAGUCGCCCCCGCCGCCGCGGCAGGUCGAGUACAUGGCGCCCUACGGCCGCGGCGAGCUCGCCGUGCCCGUCGACCGCGGCGACUGCGCGCCGGACGGGCCGGACGUCGCCGAGGCCGCGUCCGCGCUCCUCGCGGCCGUCGACGUGCUCCCGCCCCUGCCGCCGAUCCCGCGCGUCGAGCCCACGACCACCUACCAGCACUACGUCCGCGACCUCGACGUCGACGCGGAACUCGACGACGCGCCGCCGCUCGCCGCGGCGGGCUGACGCCACGGUCGCCCGUAAGCUGCCUUUCGUUCGC
Messenger RNA from Aureococcus anophagefferens, 3301 nucleotides. RefSeq lists its product as hypothetical. The coding region runs from base 1 to 3267 and encodes 1088 amino acids. NCBI's taxonomy places the organism in Eukaryota, Pelagophyceae, Pelagomonadales, Pelagomonadaceae. The transcript is spliced from 4 exons. The record is from RefSeq and is a predicted model, not a curated record.